AUGGGCACUAUUCAAGAAGCUAUUCACCAUGGCAUGAUUGCCGCUGAUUUUCUUUGGACCACUAAACGAGUUGUCCAGGCUAUCGAGCUGUGGAACGAGUGCUUAACACUACUAAACAACAAAAUCUUAGAAAAUGAACAUGGACUUGCCACAAUAGUGCGUAUAGCGCUGAACAAGAGGCUGUUUUAUGGAAAUGCUGCUAUUACGAAACUUUCACCAGCUAUAGAAUCUGGCAAAAAGCUUUUAGUCCUACUUCGUAAUCUUAGGAGAAAAAAAAAAGAAGGUAACACAGCCUUGAUGUUAUCAAAACUGUACCUCCAAAAAAGUGAAUACCAGGAAGCACAAGCCGUCCUCAAAAUUGCACUCUGCGUUUACAAAGAAAUCGAAGACAAAGACGGAGAAGCGUCAUGCUACGUAAACCUAGGAGCUGUGUUUCUAUCUGUCGGAGAAUAUGCCAAGGCUGAAGAAUAUCUUCAUAAAGCACUUACCAUCAACACAGAAAUUGGCGACAGAAACGGAGAAGCGACAUGCUACGGAAACCUAGGAGCUGUGUUUCAAUCUGUCGGAGAAUAUGCCAAGGCUGAAGAAUAUCUUCAUAAAGCACUUACCAUCAAGACAAAAAUUGGCGACAGAAACGGAGAAGCGACACGCAGGCUACGGAAGCCUAUAAAAUGUGUUUGAAUCUGUCGGAGAAUAUGCCAAGGCUGAAGAAUAUCUUCAUAAAGCACUUACCAUCAAGACAGAAAUUGGCGACAGAAAGGGAGAAGCGACAUGCUACGGAAACCUAGGAAAUGUGUUUCAAUCUGUCGGAGAAUAUGGCAAGGCUAAAGAAUAUCUUCAUAAAGCACUUACCAUCAAGACAGAAAUUGGAGACAGAAACGGAGAAGCGACAUGCUACAGAAACCUAGGAAAUGUGUUUCAAUCUGUCGGAGAAUAUGGCAAGGCUGAAGAAUAUCUUCAUAAAGCACUUACCAUCAAGACAGAAAUUGGCGACAGAAAGGGAGAAGCGACAUGCUAUGGAAACCUAGGAAAUGUAUUUCAAUCUGUCGGAGAAUAUGCCAAGGCUGAAGAAUAUCUUCAUAAAGCACUUACCAUCAACACAGAAAUUGGCGACAGAAACGGAGAAGCGACAUGCUACAGAAACCUAGGAAAUGUGCUUCAAUCUGUCGGAGAAUAUGGCAAGGCUGAAGAAUAUCUUCAUAAAGCACUUACCAUUAACACAGAAAUUGGCGACAGAAACGGAGAAGAGACAUGCUACGGAAACCUAGGAAAUGUGUUUCAAUCUGUCGGAGAACAUGCCAAGGCUGAAGAAUAUCUUCAUAAAGCACUUACCAUCAACACAGAAAUUGGCGACAGAAACGGAGAAGCGACAUGCUACGGAAACCUAGGAAAUGUGUUUCAAUCUGUCGGAGAAUAUGCCAAAGCUGAAGAAUAUCUUCAUAAAGCACUUACCAUCAACACAGAAAUUGGCGACAGAAACGGAGAAGCGACAUGCUACGGAAACCUAGGAGCUGUGUUUAAAUCUGUCGGAGAAUAUGCCAAGGCUGAAGAAUAUCUUCAUAAAGCACUUACCAUCAACACAGAAAUUGGCGACAGAAAGGGAGAAGCGACAUGCUACGGAAACCUAGGAGCUGUGUUUCAAUCUGUCGGAGAAUAUGCCAAGGCUGAAGAAUAUCUUCAUAAAGCACUUACCAUCAAGACAGAAAUUGGCGACAGAAAGGGAGAAGCGACAUGCUACGGAAACCUAGGAAAUGUGUUUCAAUCUGUCGGAGAAUAUGCCAAGGCUGAAGAAUAUCUUCAUAAAGCACUUACCAUCAAGACAGAAAUUGGCGACAGAAACGGAGAAGCGACAUGCUACGGAAACCUAGGAGCUGUGUUUCAAUCUGUCGGAGAAUAUGCCAAGGCUGAAGAAUAUCUUCAUAAAGCACUUACCAUCAACACAGAAAUUGGCGACAGAGUGGGAGAAGCGUCAUGCUACGGAAACCUAGGAAAUGUGUUUCAAUCUGUCGGAGAAUAUGCCAAGGCUGAAGAAUAUCUUCAUAAAGCACUUACCAUCAACACAGAAAUUGGCGACAGAAACGGAGAAGCGACAUGCUACGUAAACCUAGGAAAUGUGUUUCAAUCUGUCGGAGAAUAUGCCAAGGCUGAAGAAUAUCUUCAUAAAGCACUUACCAUCAAGACAGAAAUUGGCGACAGAAACGGAGAAGCGACAUGCUACGGAAACCUAGGAAAUGUGUUUCAAUCUGUCGGAGAAUAUGACAAGGCUGAAGAAUAUCUUCAUAAAGCACUUACCAUCAACACAGAAAUUGGCGACAGAAACGGAGAAGCGACAUGCUACGGAAACCUAGGAAAUGUGUUUCAAUCUGUCGGAGAAUAUGCCAAGGCUGAAGAAUAUCUUCAUAAAGCACUUACCAUCAAGACAGAAAUUGGCGACAGAAACGGAGAAGCGACAUGCUACGGAAACCUAGGAGCUGUGUUUCAAUCUGUCGGAGAAUAUGCCAAGGCUGAAGAAUAUCUUCAUAAAGCACUUACUAUCAACACAGAAAUUGGCGACAGAAACGGAGAAGCGACAUGCUACGGAAACCUAGGAGCUGUGUUUCAAUCUGUCGGAGAAUAUGCCAAGGCUGAAGAAUAUCUUCAUAAAGCACUUACCAUCAACACAGAAAUUGGCGACAGAAACGGAGAAGCGACAUGCUACGGAAACCUAGGAAAUGUGUUUGAAUCUGUCGGAGAAUAUGCCAAGGCUGAAGGAUAUCUUCAUAAAGCACUUCCCAUCACGACAGAAAUUGGCGACAGAAAGGGAGAAGCGACAUGCUACGGAAACCUAGGAGCUGUGUUUGAAUCUGUCGGAGAAUAUGCCAAGGCUGAAGAAUAUCUUCAUAAAGCACUUACCAUCACGACAGAAAUUGGCGACAGAAACGGAGAAGCGACAUGCUACGGAAACCUAGGAGCUGUGUUUCAAUCUGUCGGAGAAUAUGCCAAGGCUGAAGAAUAUCUUCAUAAAGCACUUACCAUCAACACAGAAAUUGGCGACAGAAACGGAGAAGCGACAUGCUACGGAAACCUAGGAGCUGUGUUUAAAUCUGUCGGAGAAUAUGCCAAGGCUGAAGAAUAUCUUCAUAAAGCACUUACCAUCAACACAGAAAUUGGCGACAGAAAGGGAGAAGCGACAUGCUACGGAAACCUAGGAGCUGUGUUUAAAUCUGUCGGAGAAUAUGCCAAGGCUGAAGAAUAUCUUCAUAAAGCACUUACCAUCAAGACAGAAAUUGGCGACAGAAAGGGAGAAGCGACAUGCUACGGAAACCUAGGAAAUGUGUUUCAAUCUGUCGGAGAAUAUGCCAAGGCUGAAGAAUAUCUUCAUAAAGCACUUACCAUCAACACAGAAAUUGGCGACAGAAACGGAGAAGCGACAUGCUACGGAAACCUAGGAAAUGUGUUUCAAUCUGUCGGAGAAUAUGCCAAGGCUGAAGAAUAUCUUCAUAAAGCACUUACCAUCAACACAGAAAUUGGCGACAGAGUGGGAGAAGCGUCAUGCUACGUAAACCUAGGAGCUGUGUUUCUUUCUGUCGGAGAAUAUGCCAAAGCUGAAGAAUAUCUUCAUAAAGCACUUACCAUCAACACAGAAAUUGGCGACAGAAACGGAGAAGCGACAUGCUACGGAAACCUAGGAGCUGUGUUUCAAUCUGUCGGAGAAUAUGCCAAGGCUGAAGAAUAUCUUCAUAAAGCACUUACCAUCAACACAGAAAUUGGCGACAGAAACGGAGAAGCGACAUGCUACGGAAACCUAGGAAAUGUGUUUAAAUCUGUCGGAGAAUAUGCCAAGGCUGAAGAAUAUCUUCAUAAAGCACUUACCAUCAAGACAGAAAUUGGCGACAGAAACGGAGAAGCGACAUGCUACGUAAACCUAGGAGCUGUGUUUCAAUCUGUCGGAGAAUAUGCCAAGGCUGAAGAAUAUCUUCAUAAAGCACUUACCAUCAACACAGAAAUUGGCGACAGAAUGGGAGAAGCGACAUGCUACGGAAACCUAGGAAAUGUGUUUCAAUCUGUCGGAGAAUAUGCCAAGGCUGAAGAAUAUCUUCAUAAAGCACUUACCAUCAACACAGAAAUUGGCGACAGAAAGGGAGAAGCGACAUGCUACGGAAACCUAGGAAAUGUGUUUCAAUCUGUCGGAGAAUAUGCCAAGGCUGAAGAAUAUCUUCAUAAAGCACUUACCAUCAACACAGAAAUUGGCGACAGAAAGGGAGAAGCGUCAUGCUACGGAAACCUAGGAGCUGUGUUUCAAUCUGUCGGAGAAUAUGCCAAGGCUGAAGAAUAUCUUCAUAAAGCACAUACCAUCAACACAGAAAUUGGCAACAGAGUGGGAGAAGCGUUAUGCUACGGAAACCUAGGAGCUGUGUUUGAAUCUGUCGGAGAAUAUGCCAAGGCUGAAGAAUAUCUUCAUAAAGCACUUACCAUCAACACAGAAAUUGGCGACAGAAAGGGAGAAGCGACAUGCUACGUAAACCUAGGAAAUGUGUUUGAAUCUGUCGGAGAAUAUGCCAAGGCUGAAGAAUAUCUUCAUAAAGCACUUACCAUCGAGACAGAAAUUGGCGACAGAAACGGAGAAGCGACAUGCUACGGAAACCUAGGGGCUGUGUUUCAAUCUGUCGGAGAAUAUGCCAAGGCUGAAGAAUAUCUUCAUAAAGCACUUACCAUCACGACAGAAAUUGGUGACAGAGUGGGAGAAGCGUUAUGCUACGUAAACCUAGGAGCAGUGUUUGAAUCUGUCGGAGAAUAUGCCAAGGCUGAAGAAAAUCUUCAUACAGCACUUACCACCAACACAGAAAUUGGCGACAAAGACAGAGAAGCGUCUCGCUACGUAAAGCUUAAAAACACAUCUCAAGCCUUAUCGCAUCUCUGGUCAAGCAUUCAACUUUACGAAAAAAUGCUUACUUCUCUAGGAAGCAAAGAUAGCCACAAUAUAUUAUUUUUUGACAAGAACGCGUCUCCCUAUCGGCGGUUUUGUUCAUUGAGUUGUUCUUGUGGGAAACCCUAUGAAGCUUUACACGCUGCUGAACUUGGACGGGCCAGAGCUCUAGCAGAACUUAUGUCAAAUCGCUACUCCAUUGAAAAAGAAAUAUCCAUCAACCCACAAUCGUUUGUUGGCAUCGCGGAAGUAAUUAAGAAAAAUGGCAACAGCACCUGCCUCUACAUCUCCUAUGACUACGAUGACAAUAUAUUUUUGUGGGUUUUGAAACAAAACAAACCGGUAGCUUUCCGAAGAACGAAACUUUGUGAAAGCUAUGUUAGCAAGCAUGGCAAAAUCUCUGUGUAUGACCUGUUUGGAAACGAAAACUUAUUAAGAAAAUUUCACGUUUUACCUCAAGAGCAAUGCGAAGACCGAUCACUCUUCUCUUCAUUCGCAAACCAACUUACAAACGAAUCAAAUCUGGAAGAUAGUCACUCAACCUUGCGUCCUCUUUUAGAUGAGGCAGAAGUAUACACGGACCCUGAACCGCCAACACUUUUUCAGGUUUACAACAUGUUGAUUGCUCCCGUGAGUGACUUGCUAGAAGGAUCUGAAAUCAUUGUUGUUCCUGAUCGCUGCUUCUUCCAAGUUCCGUUUGCAGCAUUACACGAUGAAAGUAGCCGCUAUUUAUCAGAUUCUUUCAGGAUACGAAUUGUCCCUUCUUUGACGACUCUCAAGCUCAUUCUGGACAGUCCAGCCGACUCUCACAGCGAAACUGGUGCUUUGAUUGUGGGUGAGCCAAGAGUGACGGAUGUGUAUUUCAAGGGAGUGUUAAGGUAUCUCUGUCCAUUGCCUGGCGCGAAAGGGGAAGCAGAGAUGAUUGCGAGACUACUACCUGAAUCUCACCUUUUAAUAGGAGAGCAAGCAACAAAGCAGGCGGUUCUUCAGAGAAUACCCUCAGUGAGCCUCGUACAUUUUGCUGCUCAUGGUGAUGCCGAAAGAGGAGAAAUUGCUCUUACCCCGCUGACUCCACAGUGGAGUUUCCACACGAAGCAGACUACUUACUGUCAAUGA
Messenger RNA from Porites lobata, 6022 nucleotides. The record is from the annotation of a GenBank genome assembly. Lineage: Eukaryota; Metazoa; Cnidaria; Anthozoa; Scleractinia; Poritidae.